Messenger RNA from Naegleria gruberi, 2115 nucleotides. RefSeq lists its product as uncharacterized. The transcript has a single exon. NCBI's taxonomy places the organism in Eukaryota, Heterolobosea, Eutetramitea, Acrasida, Naegleriidae. The coding region runs from base 1 to 2115 and encodes 704 amino acids. The record is from RefSeq and is a predicted model, not a curated record.
AUGGCUAUCAAAAAAUCAACAACCUCUACAACAUCUUCUGGUGCUUCCUUGCCAGAGGAUGAAGCCUUGGUACAUAGAUUAUUACAAGAAUCUUUGUCAAAUGUAGCCACAACAAGUAAUGUUCAUAAUUUACAAAAGGAUGAUCAUACUACCGAUAGUGAAGAAAAUAACAAGUUAUGUUUGGAAGCUUUACAAGGACUUCUCUCAUCAUCUUCAUCAGCAUUGAAUACAAACCAAAUUGUAGAACAAUAUACAAAGGUUUACGAGCGUAUUCACAGUCCAGCUAUCCUUUCCAACAAGGUUCAAAUUAAAAAUUUAACUGAAUCAAUUUCAAAGGAAUCUAUUGAAAAGUGUUUUAAAUAUUUAGAAUCACAAAAAUCACGCUUGACUUCAGAAAAGGUUAAUGUUAUGGCUCUUCGUUUCCAUGAAAUUUUAAUCCAUUUAACUUUCUUAGGAAAAUCUAUUGAUAUUAUUGGUGCAGGUGUUGUUGAAAGUUGGAUUCAACCAUUGUUAAAACUCUAUAUUGAUUCAAAUGAACCAUCAAAGGAAUUGUUAACCUACACUACACAAUCUGUUAGAUUCUUCUUCAAGAUUGUUUCUUCAUUCAGAGAAAUGGUUAACUAUGUUGCUAGAUCUACAUAUAUUUUUAAUAUUAAUAUGGCUAGAAAAAAUAGAUUAGAAAAGGAAAACAAAUCUAAUCAAAAGACACCACGUUUGAAGGAAGAUCCAAACAAGACAAUUGAUCCUGAAGAAGCUAUGCUUCAAGAAAUGGAUAAGGCUGAUGAAGAAAAGCUUAAAGAACCAAUGAUGGAUAAUGAAAGAGAAGUUGAUGAAUAUUUUGAUGAGGAUGAAAAUGAACGUUUACUUGAAUUUAAAAAGAGAAUUAUUAAUAAGAAUAUUUUAGGAGUUUUGAUUGAAGCUGGAGAACAAAAUAUUAAGAAUUUGUCCAAAUUGGAGGGUGAUGAUUCUAGUGAUAUUGCUGUUUGUUAUCACUAUAACUCGAAAUUGAUUAUUCAAACUCUUGUUGAACUUUUGGAUGUUUCUGUUUCUCAACCAAGAUUUGAAGAAAUUUCUAAUAUGGUUGCUGAAUUGUCCAAAAACUUCUUGAUCAGUUUUAUUGAUUACUAUUUUGAUAAGGAUAGAUUAAUGCUUGAAAAGGUUCUUUUACUCAUUUCAUGUUUUGUCAGCAAUGAAAAACUUAUUCCACUUGUCAAUAGCUCAGGUUUGAUUGGAAAGGUUGUUGAUUUAUUGAAGAAAUAUGUUGUCAAAGGAGAAGAGGGAUCAAAAUUCAGUGCCUACAUUUGCUCAUUAUGUUGUUAUAUUAUUGGUAGAUCAUGUAUUAAGAAUAAUUCUGUUGCAACUUCAAUUCUCAAAGAAUAUGGUACUCCAAAUAAUUAUUCUUUGAUGACUACCAUUUUCAACAGUUUGAUUAAGAAUAAUAGAGCUUCUACAUUGAGUCAUAUGACAUAUGCUGCCUUCCUUGCAUUCCAAGGUCUUUUAUCAGCUGAAGGAUCAACACAAGCAAUUCUCGACUUGAAUAACGAAAUUGAUUUUGUCGAUCUUUUGAUUAAGGAUAUUAAGUAUACUAGAGAAAAAAUUGAUGUCUAUCUUCGUGAUAUCAGAUUCCAUUCAAUGGUUUUGUUAAAGGUUAUUUGCAAUAGUUUAAAUGCUAGUUAUGCCAAUGCUUCUGAAUCCAUGAAGCAGGAGAUUGCUGCUCUCUUAGAAAAGAUUAUUGAUUCAGGUGUUAUUCAAUCAAUUUAUGAAGUUAUUCAAAAGAGUGCUGAAAAGAAAGAUAAGAAGAAACAAGACAAGCAAUCACAAUCACACGAUUUAAAGGAAUUCUGCUUCAAUAGAUAUACCAGAUUUGGAUGCAUUUCUAGUUUGAAUACUGUCUUCCAAACCUCAGGAAAAUGUAAUGAUACAACUGUGCGAACAAAAUUAAUUAAUCUCAUCACAUCAGAACAACAAAUUGGUGAACUAUUCCAAUUCCUCAAUUAUGUAGAAUCAAAGAAAGUUCAAAAGACAAUGAGUCCAAAGAGUAUCAUGAUCAUUAUUAUCAUUUUUGCUGUCUUUUUGAUUUCUUUACCAGUUAUUUUCAACUUUAUUAGAAAGUAA